CUUCAUUUUUCGUUAUACAUCCGUUUAUAUACGAUAAAUAUACACACAGUUCACAGAAAUGGCGACUGCCGUGCCGUCGAGAUUCGCAAUUCUCAGCAUUGAUGAUGAUGAUUGUAAGCCGAAGAAAACCCAGAAGAAUGUUACUACUGGUAAGGCAAAUCAAAAAUCUAAAACCAACAAAUCGAAACAGCAACAACAACCAAAAAAGGAUGAUAAGAAAAAACAAAAUAAGGGAAAAAAGAAAAAACCCAAUAAUGAAAAUCAACAAUGGGAACAAUGGAAACAGAAAGAUACAAUGGCUGUCGAGGAAACGUUUGAGCAAGAAUUACAUCAAGCCAUCUUACUAUCAAAGUUGGCUUAUGAAGAGCAACUAGUAAGUGCAGCUAGGUCAGAAAAAGAACAAGAGUCAAAUAAGAAAUCAGGGAAAAAAUCAAAAAAGGCUACUAUGUCAUUGGAGGAAUUCAACAGUAUGGGAUCAAAUACUACUACUCAAAAUACAGUAUUACCUCUGGAAUGCAGUGAUACUAAAUCAAAAGAUUUAGACACAGAAUUUUUUGAAAGAGUGGAGAAAGAAACAAAAGAAGAAAUUACAAAAGAAAAAGAAAAGGAUAUGUUGAAGGCAAGAUUAAAUAAAAUUGAUGAUGAUAUUACAUCUGCACAAUUAAAGGUAGAAGUGGAAAAACGUGAUGAAAUUAUUAAUGAAUUAAGAAAUCAAGUAGAAAAUUUAAAAGAAGAAUUAACACAAGUCAAAGAAAGAAAUAAGAAAUUGUAUCAAAUAUUGUCUCAUGGAGAAAUGAAAGAUAAAGCGUCAGUAUUAGCCGAAGUAGCAAAAUUGCAAGAAAUACGAGAUGAAUUAACGUCGGAAGUAGCAUCUUUACAUGCACAAUUAGAACAAGAAAGAUCCAAAACACGUACUUCUAGUACUGAUGUCAAACCAUCUAAACAAACUAAUAAGAAGAGGCCCGCUAGUGAAAAUGCCUAAACAACAAGAUUAUUUCUGUUGAUUCUAAAGUACUAAACCAUUGUGAUCUAUAAAGCUUAAUUUACUGCUAAUGAUUAAUCAGUUAACAGUCUCAAGACUGAUUCAUAAUCAGUAAAACUUAAGAUCUCAUGAAAAUACAUAUAUUAUAUAUUUGACUUUGAAGCACAUAAAACAAUUUUUUAAGUAAAUAUUUUUUAAACACAUAGAAUGUUUACUCAAUGAAAACAUGAUCAUAUUUUUCUAAACUGCAUAUUUUUAUUUAUAAUUCGAGUUUCAUUUCAUCAUAAUAAGAUACAAAGAUGAUAGUUCCCCUUUUAUUUAAACUCUCUUAUACCGUAAUAGUUAAACUUAAUUUCAGUCAAGUUUAAUCAGGAAAUUAGUGCAAAACUACUUUCAAUACUGAAACUUGACAAUAUAAACAAGUAUCGUUAUCUUCCAAAUUUUGUGCGGACGUACAUUAGUGAGUAUAUAUUAUCUAAAGUAUUUUGUAAUAAAUAUAUUCUACAGCAUUCUUGUUGAUGUUAAUAAUUUCCUCAAUAUUUUGUUAAAGUGGAAUUAAGAUAUUUUCAUAUUGUACAUUUUAGAAGUAAUAACAUUUUAUUAUGCGUGAAUAUUCGUAAAUACAAGAUAUUAAAAAAAUUUUUUC
Molecule: messenger RNA, 1628 nt
Organism: Apis laboriosa (Himalayan honeybee)
Lineage: Eukaryota; Metazoa; Arthropoda; Insecta; Hymenoptera; Apidae
Product: G kinase-anchoring protein 1-like
Exons: 7
Coding region: 59-982 (307 amino acids)
Biological process (GO): signal transduction
Cellular component (GO): Golgi apparatus
Source: RefSeq, a predicted model, not a curated record